GGGAACACCGAAAGAAGCCAUUAGGAAACACAGAGAGAGAGAAAGAGAGAGAGAGACCCCGCCCCACCUGCGAACCCGCCUUCCCUGCAAACGCAACGGCGACCCCCUUCUCUUUUCUUGCCAUCAAUCGCAAAAUUCCAGCCUCAAAAUUGGGUCUUUCAGUUCCGCGAAUCUGCAUCGCCAUCCCGGAUUUUCCCCGCGAAUCGAUCGAUCCAAGCUUACUUCAGUCGGAGUGGAAAGAAUAGACAAGAGGAGGUGAUAUAUAUCUGCUGUUACUUUUAAAGUCUUGGAUAUGGCAGAGAAGGCUUGUGUCAAACGUCUUCAAAAGGAGUACAGAGCUCUAUGUAAAGAACCUGUUUCUAAUAUUUUGGCCCGUCCCUCACCAAAUGACAUUCUCGAGUGGCAUUAUGUUUUGGAGGGAAGUUCAGGAACACCCUUUGCAGGUGGAUAUUAUUACGGCAAGAUCAAGUUUCCUCCAGAGUAUCCUCAUAAGCCACCAGGAAUCACCAUGACUACUCCCAAUGGGCGAUUUAUGACUCAAAAGAAAAUUUGUUUGUCAAUGAGCGAUUUUCACCCUGAAAGCUGGAACCCUAUGUGGUCCGUAUCAAGCAUACUUACUGGGCUUCUUUCAUUCAUGAUGGACGAUAGUCCAACAACUGGAAGCGUGAACACAACUACUGAAGAGAAACAACGCUUAGCGAAAUCAUCUCUGGCUUUUAACUGCAAAAACAUGACAUUCAGGAAAAUGUUUCCAGAGUAUGUUGAUAAAUACAACCAGCAACAGCUCUCAGAGCAGGUCGUCCAAGAACAGGUCAUAUCAGAGCGUCGCAAAGAAAAUAAACCCGAAACUAGCAGAGAUACAAAUGGCAAUUCCACAGAAGGAACAGCUAACCUGAAAGAUGAAGUGGGUUCAGCAGAAAAGGACAUCCCGAAGAACAAGAAACAGGCAAUGCCAACAUGGAUGAUAUUAUUACUGGUGUCGUUCUUUGGCCUAGUAAUGACUCUACCCCUGCUUCAACUUUGAUGCCCUUAAAAGAUGAAGAUUGCUAGUCUGUGUUUGGUAUGAAGAUGAAUGCUCUUAGUCGAGUGACAGUUCUAGAGAUGCUAUAUAGGUCUUUAUUGUGAAUCAAUCAAAAAUGAUACGUUUGUGAAUAGGAGGUUCAACUCCGAGGAGACCAUUUUGGUCUUUUCGAGUUUUAUUACAAACUGGUUCUUUGUUGGCUGGUUGUGUACCUGUGGAAGUUUUAACUUGAAAGCUAAAGUUAGUUUUCCAUCUUA
Punica granatum (pomegranate) is the source of this 1278-nucleotide messenger RNA. The record is from RefSeq and is a predicted model, not a curated record. NCBI's taxonomy places the organism in Eukaryota, Viridiplantae, Streptophyta, Magnoliopsida, Myrtales, Lythraceae.